This is a messenger RNA of Aspergillus steynii IBT 23096, 680 nucleotides long. RefSeq lists its product as uncharacterized. The transcript has a single exon. The coding region runs from base 115 to 321 and encodes 68 amino acids. Lineage: Eukaryota; Fungi; Ascomycota; Eurotiomycetes; Eurotiales; Aspergillaceae. The record is from RefSeq and is a predicted model, not a curated record.
GGUUGACGCUUGCCCACGAGACACUUCGGACAGGUACCACGGCGUAGGACUAGGCUCACGAGAGCAAAAAUAGCUAUGAGGACGUGGCGCAUUUCUUGCCACUGGAUUGUCGGAAUGAGACACAUUCAGGUACACACGUCGGCGCAGCAGAAACCCAUCAACGCGAAAAUCAAACACUCGCCUGAAACCCGUCUAAAUCUGUACCCACUUUACGGACUCCGGGUUGCAAUCCCUUGUCUAGGCCCUUCCUUCGUGCUUUUUUCUCUCCGCCGCGACUAUCCCCUUAGAACGAUAACGCCUUCCAAUUAUAUCCAGCAAUGAUAUCUCUGGGAUUUCUCGGGACGGCCGACCUCGAAGUGAAGGUCAUCCCGACCAGAUCCUUCCGAUGACCAGGAUAGUGGCCCAAACAACCCGAGGGAAAACUGGGCCACUUCCGAAAAUUAAAUCGUCGAAAAUCAGCCCCAUACCCCUUAGACGGUGGAGACGAAAAUGCUGACCCAAUGUUCUCUUUCCCAUUAACUAGGCAGCCAAUUGUUCGUUUUCGCCGGCGGUUCUGCGGCAUAAACACAUCCCGAAGUAUGUACAGGGGAGACGCACGCAGUACAGUUCUAGCCUCGGGCAAGAUGAAUGCGCUUUUGCGUUUUCCCGAAAAUGAAGGAGAUCACCCAGGAUGAAAUUAU